AACGAACCAUUAGUCACCAUAUUGAGACAGUAGUAUCGUGGUGGCGGCAUUAAUAAGCUUUUUUAUGUUUGAGGAGACCACAUUUCGUAUGCCACCCAAGGCCAGGGCAGCUGGAAAAGGGAAAGCGCCAGCUAAGAGAAAACUGGCAGAGGAAUUCCCACCUGGAGAAAUUCUGACAGACACAGCCAAGAAAAGCUGGAAACUUGGGGCUCCGAUUGGCCAGGGGGGCUUUGGUCUCUUGUAUCUUGCAAGCGAUGAUGCAUCAAAAGCCGUUGGAGCUGACGCGCCGUAUGUCGUCAAAGUGGAGCCGAGCGAUAAUGGCCCUCUUUUCUCCGAGCUGAAGUUUUACAUGAGAGCCGCCAAACCUGAACUAAUUGGCGCUUGGAUAAAGUCACGGAAACUGAAGUACUUAGGAGUUCCAAAGUACUGGGGUUCAGGACUUCAUGAGAAAGGAGGGAAGAGGUACAGAUUCAUGGUCAUGGACAGGUUCGGAACAGAUCUGCAGAAGAAGUUUGAGCAAGGUGGCAAGAGGUUUCCACGGAAACUGGUCCUUCAGCUUGGCCUUAAACUUCUUGACAUUCUAGAGUACAUCCACGCGCAUGAAUAUGUACAUGCUGACAUUAAAGCCUCCAACCUGCUGCUCUCCCACAAGAACCCCAAUCAGGUUUACCUGGUGGACUACGGGCUGGCCUAUAGGUUCUCGCCCGAUGGUGUGCCAAAGGAGUACAAAGAAGACCCAAAGAGAUGUCAUGAUGGGACCAUUGAGUUUACCAGCAUUGAUGCACACAAAGGUGUCACUCCUUCAAGAAGAGGAGACCUUGAAAUCCUGGGCUACUGCAUGAUCCAGUGGCUGUGUGGCCGUUUGCCGUGGGAGGAUAAACUCCAGGACCCAGUUUAUGUCAGAGACUCGAAAUUAAGAUGUCGUGACAACAUCAGAGAUUUCAUGAAGAGCUGCUUUACCACAGGAAGUGAACCAGGGGAAAUGGCAAAAUUCAUGGAGGAGGUCAAGUCACUGGGUUACACAGACAAGCCAGACUACCAGAAACUCAGAGGCACUCUGCUGCAGGGCCUGAAGAGUAUUGGUGCAACUGACGAUGACAAGCUGGACUUCUCUGUGUCGGUCAAUGGUGCAAGUCCAUCCGCAGCCAAGAGCACCAAGCGAAAGAAACCGGUGGAAAAAGGGGCAUCUAAUGAUGAAUCCGAUGGCUCCCCUGCAAAGAAGAGUCGGCCUCCCCCGAAGAAGGAACUUAACGGUGUGAAGAAGGCCGGUCCGAAGAAGCGUUUGGUGGAGAUGGGCACUCAAACAUCUCCUGGACUGAAGAAAAGCCGCGGCAGGCCCAAGAAGAAUGCAUAACUCUCCCCUCUUUUAGACUAGUGCAACUCCCAUCCCCCCAUCCCCCCCCCCCCCCCCCCCUUUUUUUUUUUUUUUUUUUUUUAAAACAUUUUUCUAUGGUCUGUGUUUGUUCCCUAGCUGUACAUUUUUUGUCUUAAACUUUCGCAGGAUGUUGGGCACAUUCUCAGUAAAAUAAUAAAUAACGCAAAAAAAGAAAAAGAAAAGUAUGGUUGCUUUGAGUAGUGAGUUAUUUUCAUCCUCUUUGUAAUGGCUUGAAUAAUCAAGGCUGUGCGGAUGAGGUCCGGAGGGGAUUGCUUUGCCCUCGAUAAGGAAAUCCCUGAAGGAGCUCGCAGAGUCCCGACUCUUUCCCCGCCGCUUCGCUCUCUUGUUGUGCAAUGAAAGGCGUGGCGGUGCGGCUGGCGUUCUCUCGUCUGUGCGAGCGGCGAGCUGCUCUUUGAUCGGGGCGCUGAGGCGGGUGAAGGCGCGGCAGACGCUGCCAUGUGCGCCAAGGCGUUCUUCAGGGAAGGGCUCUGUGGAUGAGUGCCUUACCUCUCCGCUCUUCCGCCAUUUGAUCAGCAGAAGACAAAAGACAAGCACUUGGGUCCCGCUUUUUGUCACUCCAGCUCCAGCUCCACUCUGCCUCGCCCUGCUCUUCCCUACCAGGGAGAUGUCUUCACAGAGCUAUCAUUAAAAGUUAGUUGUGGGUGUAAUACUUGCCUGCUGCUAUCAUGUAUUGUAACUUUGUCAUUGGUUUUGAUAGCAUGCAGACAAGCGUUUGCGAGUGUAUUUUUAGGUCCAAGUGUCAUCUUAGACGUUUCUUACCUGUGCUGCGUGCUCUGACAUUGAGAGAGGGCAGGAAUAACUCUUGAGGUAGAUGGGUAGAGAUGAAUAGUGCACAUGGGCCUAAAAAAAAAAAAAAAAGAAGUGUACUAAGGUAACAAAG
Pygocentrus nattereri (red-bellied piranha) is the source of this 2276-nucleotide messenger RNA. RefSeq names its product VRK serine/threonine kinase 1 (gene vrk1). Lineage: Eukaryota; Metazoa; Chordata; Actinopteri; Characiformes; Serrasalmidae. Gene Ontology annotation, molecular function: protein serine/threonine kinase activity; ATP binding. Bases 65 to 1354 code for a protein of 429 amino acids. Gene Ontology annotation, biological process: signal transduction; peptidyl-serine phosphorylation. Gene Ontology annotation, cellular component: cytoplasm; nucleus. The transcript has 13 exons. The record is from RefSeq and is a predicted model, not a curated record.